UUGGGUUUGAUAUUGAAUGCUCUGCACGCUAGAUUCCGGAUCUGUUACAUCAGGGGAUGAUAUCUACGAUGCCCGUCGCCGAACUUCAAAUGGCUCUGAAAGCGCGUUUGCCCACCUAGCAAACAACACACCCACCUUCCCUUCUCUUGCAUUGAAACGGGCUCAAGAGAUUGACCCGAAUGGGGCUCGUUGUGCAGUUACAAACACGCGAAACGACAUAGUGACCUGCCCCCUGCUCCCCUUGACUUCGGAUGACAAAACUCUCACUCAGCUCGAAUAUGCGUGGGGGAUGGGAUGGCGAAGGCUGGACGUUAGUAGUCCUUUCAACGCCUUGUUCGUCACAAAGGAAUGGCGUCAGCAAUUUGUCGACAAUCGAUGGCUUUUGUUCCCUGAACCACAUGUCAUUCUGUCAUUGCUGAAGUUAGCUAAAGAGCAGAACCCGGUGAAGCUUAACAAGUACUUUCAACAGCAAGCGACUUUCAAAUACUACCCUGUUCCCCAGCCCUCGCUUCGAGACGAGGUCAUCGUCGAGAAGCCAUAUCGUGGCGGUGCCCAUACUGUUCACACAUAUCCGUUCGCAACUCUUGGUCCAAUCGUCACUCACGUACGGCCCCAUUUCGUCGUAGAAAACACGUAUGCAAAGUACUCAGCGGUGAAGGGCUACGAAUCUCACGAAGUGACGGAGGCUUUCCAGGCUGUUCUCGAUAUGCACUACCCGGGGCAUGGUUACGAGGCAGUCACCUUAUUUUUUAACCUUUCGCAGGUCUCAAAUAAGUGGGCAAGACGUGAAGUCGCUCCUACCUUCAGGCGCCACGUUCGUGCGUCUAGACGACUUAUGCCAGUGUACAGAAUGGCUUCUGAGUGGGGGACCGAAAGCACCGUCUCCGAGUCAAAGGAAACAGAACCGUUCGACCGCAUCGAGUGGAUCAAGGGCAUCGCGCGAUGGCAGGUCGGGGCUACAUUGGAGGCUGAUGUCGACGGGUGGGAAUUAAACGUGUUCAACGAUACCCAGGUCGCCGACUACAGGUCUGAGCCGGAGCUUGUCUUCAAAUCGAGUCCCACAGAUAUGUGGCACAGCUGGCGUCCGUCAUGGCAGCGCGAUUCUAAAGGGAACCAUCUGAAGGACAGCACAUACUUCUCUAGCAACGACUGGGCUGCACUCGAAUUUCGUGUCCUUUUGCCCUGUGCACGGCCCGGGGAUUGAUACCAUCGGUUUCCUUGUAGACGGCUCAAACUCCUUGUAUGAUUUGAUAUCCUGUAAGAUACCCUCGACUAGUCCCCUAAUAUCUCGCGUCAACCCUGUUUUAGUUACAGCUUUUGUUUCAAUGCUAUCUAUGUUCAC
Molecule: messenger RNA, 1342 nt
Organism: Coniophora puteana RWD-64-598 SS2
Lineage: Eukaryota; Fungi; Basidiomycota; Agaricomycetes; Boletales; Coniophoraceae
Exons: 4
Coding region: 17-1204 (395 amino acids)
Source: RefSeq, a predicted model, not a curated record